Molecule: messenger RNA, 447 nt
Organism: Serpula lacrymans var. lacrymans S7.9
Lineage: Eukaryota; Fungi; Basidiomycota; Agaricomycetes; Boletales; Serpulaceae
Exons: 1
Coding region: 39-272 (77 amino acids)
Source: RefSeq, a predicted model, not a curated record
GGAGUAGUCAUGUCUGUCGAUUGGCAAAACCACUCGCGAUGAACUGGAACUCGACAACACCGCGAGGAAGCAAAGAUGUACUGUGUGUGCACGGAUAUGACAAGAGGGGACGUGGCAGGCUGCUAAACACCAUGCAAUCUUUAUUUAUCCACGACUUGACGCCCAACCUUUCCCAUCGAAACUUGAAGGCUGCGUUGACAAUGGCGAUGACUUGGACGCCUAUGGCGUGGAUUUUGACAGGUUUCUUAUCAAGGAUGUCUUGGAGUGCUUGAAACGCAUGACUAUCAGCGAACCCGUGCGUAGUCCAUAGUCUGAUACCUGUUCUGCGAGCGCUCACAAUGAAUGACUCGAACUCUGUCCUAUUAAUUCAUUCUCGCUUUUGUUAGCCCCUAGCGCUCAAGGUAUGAGAAUUCCACAAUUAGUCUGAAUCUCUGUAUCGACAGUAUC